Epithele typhae is the source of this 300-nucleotide messenger RNA. RefSeq names its product Sm-like ribonucleoprotein. Gene Ontology annotation, cellular component: sno(s)RNA-containing ribonucleoprotein complex; P-body; U4/U6 x U5 tri-snRNP complex. Lineage: Eukaryota; Fungi; Basidiomycota; Agaricomycetes; Polyporales; Epitheliaceae. Bases 1 to 300 code for a protein of 99 amino acids. The transcript has 3 exons. The record is from RefSeq and is a predicted model, not a curated record. Gene Ontology annotation, biological process: maturation of SSU-rRNA; mRNA splicing, via spliceosome. Gene Ontology annotation, molecular function: RNA binding.
AUGGCCGACUCCACUCCUCCGCCUCCUCCCGCUGCUGCCGCGGAGCCCUCGCCGCCUCCUCCUCCCUCUACCUCUGGCUCGCCCACGGACUUUCUCAAGGGCGUCGUCGGGAAGCGUGUGGUCGUCCGACUUACCUCGGGGGUGGAUUAUCGUGGGAUACUGUCGUGCUUAGAUGGCUACAUGAACAUCGCGCUCGAGCAGACGGAGGAGCAUGCGAACGGCAGGAUCACAAACCGGUAUGGGGACGCGUUUAUUCGCGGCAACAAUGUAUUGUAUAUCUCUGCGGCAGAUGCUCUGUAA